AUGUCAUCAUCGUCAACUUCGACCGAUCAAAAACCGGCUACUGUCACUGCGACGCAGUCUGAAGACGAUUUGUGAGUAUCUUUGUGACGAUCGUCAGCACUUUUAUUGUUCACAUGAUCAUCUGGCACGUGUGCGGACGCUUAGUCGCGUGGCCUAGCGUUUGCCCGAAAAGCUGGGCCAUGAUUUAAAAAAAAAUCGAUUUUUCUGAAAGUGUUGGGCCACUGAACGCCCAAACCCUUUUGAUGCCUCUACUAACCACUGAGAUUUCAAAUAACUUGGUAUAUCUCAGUUGCCGGUAGAGAUAUCAAAAAGUUGUCAACUAUUAAAAUGUGUAAAAUGUCUUUCUAAGCAAUUUAUCUGUUGACAACUUUUCAACAACUCUAUCGCCAACUGAGAUGCGUAGCUUUGAAUGGACAAUGUUUCGGGUGCCGUGGUUGACGCAUUCCCCGUGCAGAAUCCCCGUGUUCUCUCCUAUCUUCUUCUUCUAACCUCAUGAUGAUAUGAUGGUCUGAGGGCCCUCUCUUUCUCUUGUGAAACGUUUUUCUUUGACAAACGAUCUUCUAGUCUAGCAGUUGGUUUAUCAGUGAUUCUCGACCGGAAUGAUAGGCCUAACUAGCCUGACCGAAUCAUUUUUCGCGGUGAUAAAACACGAGCCAACCGAUAUUAUGCACUUUUAUGUGUGUGUGUGUGUCUGAUAAGCGUUUUGCCCGGGUUUUUGUGGGUGUUUUUGGUACACGUACACACGGUAUCACGCCACUUUUUGAACGCGCUAGUUAACGCUGUUAACGCUGCUAGAUUUUGUCUGGAGAAACGAGAAAGUUCAUCGCCGUCUUCACGGAUUCGUUUUUUUUUGUUGGUACGUCUCUAUAUCAUCUCCUCAACAUGCAAUUCUUCUCGAAAGAGUGGGCGGCGCCGCCUCUACGAAAAUGGCCUGAUUGUCGCGGGGUAUCGAGAGAGAGAGCGACGACGACGAAGCGCCGUGUAUCAGUUGAUAUUGUCCGUCUCUAUCGCUUGCCUGCAAAACCAAAACAUUGAGCGAAUAGUUAAUUUGAACAUUUUCAGAAUAGCCAUGGUGAACCAGCGUCGUGCGAACUUUAAAAACUUUUGGGACAAGUAUUCCGACAAGCCCGACACCAACUCGAUGAUGCUGAACCAUUCGGCCGAGGAGCUCGAGGCUUCGGAUCGUGCCGACAUUCUCGCCAGUCUGCCACAGUUGCACAACAAGGAUGUCGUCGAUAUUGGAGCCGGAAUUGGGUGAGUGGGUCAUGAGAAACCAUCGGGGACCACUUCAACGCUUCCUCCUUCUUCCCCAGACGCUUCACGACGGUGCUGGCGGAGACGGCGCGUUGGGUGCUCUCCACCGACUUCAUCGACACGUUCAUCCAGAAGAAUCAGGAGCGCAACGCCCAUCUCGGCAACAUUAACUAUCAGGUCGGCGACGCGGUCGGCCUCAAAAUGGCCUCUUCGAGCGUCGAUUUGGUCUUCACCAACUGGCUGAUGAUGUACUUGUCGGACGAGGAGACUGUCGAGUUCAUCUUCAACAUUAUGCGCUGGCUCCGUCCGCACGGCGUCGUGCACUUGCGCGAGAGUUGCUCGGAGCCGAGCACCGGCCGCAGCAAGUCCAAAUCGAUGCACGACACCGCCAACGCGAACCCGACCCACUACCGCUUCUCGUCGCUUUAUAUCAAUGUGAGUGGAUGCUCUUGGAUUCUCUCAUUAUUCUUCUUCUUCUUUUUUCCAGCUACUGCGCGCGAUCCGCUACCGUGACUCGGACAACAAAUUGUGGCGCUUCAACGUGCAGUGGUCGUGCUCGGUGCCCACCUACAUCAAACGCUCGAACAACUGGCGCCAAGUGCACUGGCUCGCCGAGAAGAUUCCGGCGGAGCAGGGAGCGCACGACACUCGGUUCGAGGACCUCGUCGAGAAGCUGAAAGUGACGUGGCAAAAGGGUCAGGAGUCGUGCGACUCGAAGUUGGACAAGGAGCAGUACGUGUGGAGCGAGAAGGUGUUCGCGCCGGCGCUCGACACCAUCCGCACCACGAUCAACUCGACGUUCCUGCUCUACACGCCGCGCACCGUCUCGCCGUUUUGCCACAUUAACGCGCACGCGCUCGCCGAGGCGUUCAACGCGAACAUCUGGAACACGGAGCUGAUUCCCGAGUACUACCGUACCUCGCUGACCAAAUCGAACACGUUGAAGGAUCAGCGAGUGCGUUUCGGCUGGAACAACACUCUGCUCGACUCGAUCCGCUACUGGCAGCAAAAAGACGCGCUGUUCGACGUGUUCGUCGCCACCGAAUUUCUGAGCACCUCGGACGAUCGCACGAUCCGUCUUCUGCCGAACAUUAUGAAGUGCGGCGCGAAGCUGAUCAGUCUCGAGCCGACCGACCACGUCGACGAGGCGGCCACGAAGGAGAAGCUGAGAAAGUUGGGACUCCGGCUCAACAAGUACACGGACGUGUCGGAGCAGUGCGUCGACGCGCAGGAACAGUACUUCAAGGAUCACGAGCUGUGCGAGGAGAUCGUCGUCCGCUCCAAGUGGGUUCUUCUCGAGAUGUCGCUCUGA
Messenger RNA from Caenorhabditis sp. 36 PRJEB53466, 2566 nucleotides. NCBI's taxonomy places the organism in Eukaryota, Metazoa, Nematoda, Chromadorea, Rhabditida, Rhabditidae. The record is from the annotation of a GenBank genome assembly.